Dermacentor andersoni is the source of this 2742-nucleotide messenger RNA. Its product is annotated as torsin-1A-interacting protein 1-like. Gene Ontology annotation, cellular component: membrane. The record is from RefSeq and is a predicted model, not a curated record. Gene Ontology annotation, biological process: membrane organization. Gene Ontology annotation, molecular function: ATPase activator activity. NCBI's taxonomy places the organism in Eukaryota, Metazoa, Arthropoda, Arachnida, Ixodida, Ixodidae.
UCCAAACCAAUACAAUUGAAGCCAUUGGUACUGAAGAGGUUCCGUUACUGAUACGGUGUUGAAACGAGGGCGUCUAUAUUUAAAGCGCACAGUGCCAUGUGACACAAGAAGCAACAAUUAUGCGAUAAAACAAGCAGUGUGGUUGCACCUGUAGCAGCAUCAGCAGAUGUCGUGGAUGUGCUCUGCACAAUAUCGCACAAGAAGUCUCAUGAUGGGAUGAAUAAAUAUAGCGGAAAGGCUUCUAUAGGAGGUUGCUCCUGGCAACAUAUCAGAUGUUGAUAAGAGCAACAAAGACAAGGUUGGCCAGGAAAGACUUUAUUCCCAGCAUUAUGCCCGCAAACAUGACGAGAACAAGCAGCCGGAUGUGUUACUGCAAGAAAUGCCUUUUAUAGACAAUGUUCAGAGGAACUUCCAGUGAAAGAGGGAGCAAUAUGUUCCUCUGUUGAAUACUGAGUUCUGUGGCUUUGCUGACAGCCAGACAAAUCGUGUAGUCCAUACACCUACUUUGAAAGGUACGUGCCCGAGUCGAUUUUGGGAUGCAUUGCAGAGCAAACCUACACAGCGUGCAGACAUCCCUGAUUGUCAGCACACUUGAAGAAAUAAGGAAGCUCUUUAUAGCAUAUCAAAGAUUAUCCAGAAGGAUGGUGAAAGCUCCUAGAUGAUGCACUUCCAACUGCAGGUUGCAGGGGUGCGCAUUACAUCUGUGCGAUGCGCACAGAAGCAUGGAAAACCAUCACGUGAAAUUCAAGACUUGCUGCCUGAAUUUCUCCAAGAAUGAACUUGUUCAGCGGCCCAGCGUAGAUUCUCAAUAUGAUGCUAUUGAGCACUGGCCUGAAGCUUGGGGAACAAGUGGAUCCAUCCAGAUGCAGAAGUGAAAGAUGCAAGGCUUGCGUAGAAGUCAUUGUAAAUGAUGAGUUCGAGCCAACAACCUGAUGAGUGUUUGGCGAGGCGGGGGAUCCAUGACCGAAGGAGUAGUCAUCACGAUGCUGAUUUAACAGACUCUUGUGAUGACGCUGAAGACCAGACAGACAAAGCUGAGCACAUAUCUCCAGAUGCUAACAUUGAGGAACCAUUGGCGCAGGAGUCAUAUGCACAUAAGCCAAGUAAUACACAGGCAUUAUAUCCUGACCUCACACCCUAUAAAAGGAGACUGUCUAUUCCCAGAAGUGCUUCACCAUCUAGGCACAAGAAAGAGCUACCACCACAGAGUCAGCAGGCGUCCUACUAUUUGUAUGUAGGUGCACUUAUUUGUGCACUCGUACUACUUGUGCAGUACCUGAUCAGCGAACAGCCAAUGCCUUUGUCAUUGGCUGAUAGGCGCCUUGGAACAUUGCGAGAGCAUCUUCGUAAACUUAAGGACACUUUUGUAGCACAGCCUGAAUAUAAUUGGCAGAUCAUACGUAGCUCUGUUAUGGAUAUGAUCAAUGACACUGGUGUUUAUUCAGGACCAGCUGUGAUCACGUUUCUUGCAUCCGUUAAAAAUGAGCGUUUUGCAACAUGUCUUUCACAACAGGUUGCAACUGCCUUGUCAUACACUUUCGAUGAUGGUGGAGAUUAUGGAACUAUUGCUGCUGAUGAGUUGUCAGUGUCUGAAGAUGUUGCACGGCACAUAAUUGAGAAUCGGUGCAAAGAAGUAGUAGAGAGGCGGCAACGACAUGUAAUGGUUGCCUCGCACCUAGAGAAAUGGAACCCUGAUGCAGCAAUGAUGCUGCACCCCUUGUGUGACCAGGAAAAUGCUUUGUACAAGAACGUAACAUACAUUCUAACUGUGUUCACAAAGCAUGAAGAUGUGUCCGGCCAGAGGGAAAGAAAAGAGUAUGAUCAUCUUGCUGAGAAUGCACUUAACAAUGCUUGGGAGUCUAUGGACACUAACCAAAGGCAUGCCAUCAUUAGUAGGGUGACUGGCAAUGUUGUGUUGGUGCGUGAAGAUUCAUCAUCAUGUGUGUCAGCUAGCUAGGAAACAUUUGCUUGAGUAAGUACUGUUUCUGAUCUGAUGACUGUGAUGGCUUUUAUGCCUUGAAGGUGCAAGUGGCAUGCCGAGAAACAAACGAGUAGGCCUCUUUCAUUGGCAAGGAAAGUGUGCAAAGUGAAAUUUUGUAAAAUAUGUUGCGCCAAUUUGAAGUAUGAAACGUUUAAAAGAAUGUUCACAUGCAAUUUUGCAAGUCUUUCCUUUGUACCUGUUUAAAUGCGCUUUGGUGACAUGUUGUAGCGAUCUCCCCAUUUACAUGGGUUAUCAACUGAAGGCUUGCAGUGUGUUGUGGUGGCUAUCUUCCAGCAAAUUUUGUGAAAUCGGGCUUUGUUUCUUAUUGAGGCAAAGCUUCACAUUGUCAUUGUCAUGUGUUCAAUUUUUUGCAUGGUGGUAUUUGCUAUUUGUUUCUGUGUCCAUUAUUUCAUAAGGCACAAAUUUACAGACACAGCGUUAUUGGCAAUAUUUACCAUAUGUAGUCACAAGUGGAGAUAUAGUAACAGGUGGAUGUUACAUCUUGACAAUAACCAGUUGGUUAAAGUUGGUGAGGCUGUUUUAUCCUAACAGAUGUAUAGCAGUGCAGUUUGAGUUUGGAAGUUGAAGUUGUUGUGCACAAAUCUCAAGUAGUUGAUGUAAUUAUGGCGCACUUUGUGUUUUAGCGUGCAGCUGUUGCUGUUGACUUGGCCAGGGAUGUGCUGGCAUGACUGUGCCAUUUAUUUGUACAACAAACUUUGUAUAAAAAAUUAUUAUUGUUCAGUAAAUAAUGCAAACCGUUA